AUGACAUCGCUCGCAACGACAGCCUUGGUGCUGCCGCUUGGCACGCUCGCCUUGGUGCUGCCACCAUUGCUACAGCUCGAAGUCUCCGAGCUCCACUACGCUCAUGGUCCGAUGUGGCCCCCAUUCCGAUGGCUUUCCGAGCUCUUCCUUUCCUCGCGACCAUCCAGGCUCACGACGAUACUCGAUCUGUUAGUACCCUUCAAGCAUCGGCAAACAAUCCUGUACUACGAUGAUGCAUUCCCUGGCCUGUUUGCGGCGACAGGACUCUCGUUGAUAGGCUACUGGGUGACCAGCAUGGCCAUCGCUAAGACCAAGGACGUCUUCUUCGCCCGCGGAUUCAAAGGUCGAGAUCUGCUCAAGAACAAGCCAGAGCCGAUUCCCGAGAGUCUCGGUCUGCCGACAGCAGCAGUGUAUAUGGCGUUGCUCUUCCUCUUCACCCCUUUCCGCUACUUCUCCUCUCGGUUGCAAGGGGUUGUCAAGACGGGCGACGACUGGGAAGGCCGUAUGGACGGCAGAGGUGGAUUCCCGCAUCACGAGCUGGCGAGCUUCCUUUCGGCACAGCUCUCCUUCCUGUCAGCGAUCGUGCUCGGAUUCCUCGACGACGUCUUCGACAUUCGAUGGAGGUACAAGCUGCCCAUUCCGAUCAUCUCGAGCAUCCCUCUGCUGAUGGUGUACUACGCAGGCGGUGGAGGCACCUCGGUUGUGGUCCCUGGCUGGCCUGGGUUCCUGCGUCAGUGGAUCGGAUCAUCCAUCUUGGAGCUUGGUCCACUGUACUACCUCUACAUGUCGCUCCUCUCGACCUUCUGCACCAACAGCAUCAACAUUCUCGCCGGGAUCAACGGCGUCGAAGUAGGUCAAGCGCUGGUCAUCUCGAUCUCGCUCUGCAUCAACGAUCUGCUGUACCUCGACUCGCGCGCGGGCAUGGCGGGUUCGCGCUCGAGCAAGGAGCUGCUCCGACGCCAUCUGUUGAGUCUCUACCUCCUGCUGCCGCUGACGGGGGUGUGCAUGGCCCUGCUGUCGUGGAAUCGCUACCCGGCGCGGGUGUUUGUCGGCGACACCUUCUGCUACUUUGCCGGCAUGGUCUUUUCCACUGUCGGCAUCCUGGGUCAUUUCAGCAAGACGGUGCUGCUCUUCUUUGUGCCGCAGAUCUUCAACUUCGUGCUGAGCUGUCCGCAGCUGUUUGGCCUCGUGCCCAACCCACGGCAUCGAGUGCCGAGGUUCCACGCGGAGAGCAAGUGCUUGUAUCCUUCGAUUCAGUACUUUGGCUCGGGUAACGCUGCCGAGGACGAGAAGCUUCCGAAUACAUCGUUGAAAGCGCUUCGCCCGGCAAGCAUGCUGUCGACGAUAGUGCUCAAGCUUCUUUCCGCAGUGCGGCUGGUACAGCUCGACUACUAUGACGAGCCAAAACGCAGGAUCAAGAGCACGACGAAUCUCACCAUCCUCAACGCCAUCCUCGUCUUCCGAGGCGUGCGUCACCUGCCCAGCGCCAAGGCCGGACAGACGCCAUUCACAGGUCCGCAUAUCACUGAGUAUGGACUCUGGGUCCACACGAUGAUCAUCCAGAUUGCCGGUUCAUGUCUGGCAUUCGCGAUCCGAUACUGGGUCGCCUCAGUAGUCUUCCCUUGA
This is a messenger RNA of Kalmanozyma brasiliensis GHG001, 1626 nucleotides long. RefSeq names its product Glycosyl transferase, family 4. The record is from RefSeq and is a predicted model, not a curated record. Gene Ontology annotation, biological process: protein N-linked glycosylation; dolichol-linked oligosaccharide biosynthetic process. The coding region runs from base 1 to 1626 and encodes 541 amino acids. NCBI's taxonomy places the organism in Eukaryota, Fungi, Basidiomycota, Ustilaginomycetes, Ustilaginales. Gene Ontology annotation, molecular function: UDP-N-acetylglucosamine-dolichyl-phosphate N-acetylglucosaminephosphotransferase activity. Gene Ontology annotation, cellular component: membrane. The transcript has a single exon.